Messenger RNA from Ailuropoda melanoleuca (giant panda), 11708 nucleotides. It is a transcript of the gene NAV2, whose product is annotated as neuron navigator 2. The coding region runs from base 1011 to 8369 and encodes 2452 amino acids. Gene Ontology annotation, biological process: neurogenesis; nervous system development. The transcript is spliced from 41 exons. Lineage: Eukaryota; Metazoa; Chordata; Mammalia; Carnivora; Ursidae. The record is from RefSeq and is a predicted model, not a curated record. Gene Ontology annotation, molecular function: ATP hydrolysis activity; ATP binding; protein binding.
UGGCGGCCAAGAGCUGACCCAGAGUUUCGACAGCGGCCCGGGAGUUGAGACCACGCCCCCUUUGCAGAGAGAACUGCAGGAGCUGAUUGGCUCUCCACCGACCAAUGGGCGCGCCGGGGCGGCCCGGGCUGUCAGCGCGCGCCGCAGCCGCGCCGGCCGCAGCCUGUCCUCCCCUGCUCGGAGCCCCGCAGCCAGCGCAGCCUUCCCGGGAAGCGGGGCCGCGGUUCGCAAGCGCAGCCCUGCCCAGCCCGCCAGCCGCGCGUCCGGGUGCCCGCGCCCCACGGCCACAGCCUUGCUGCCCUUUAGCUCACGGAGCAUGUGCAGACCUGCUGGCGCUAAGGUGCUAUCUGUCCGGGGGACUUUUAAGCAGUGGUGACUGUCACGCCUAGAGAGACCUUUCGGGGGCUGUCGCCGCGCCUCUGCGUCGCGGGUGACACUGCGGUGCUCGAGAUCGGAGCAGCAGCUGCCUCUUGGUGGAGGCGUCUUGGGCUCAGUGCGUCCUCCCUCUCCCUCCUCCUCCUCUCCUCGCUCCUUUCCUCCCCCCGCGGCUCGCUCCUACCCUCGCCCGCUCACACCCGCAGCCUCCCGGAGCGAGAGGUGCGCGUCCCCGCCGUUCCUCUUCUAAAGGGGCCUCCUCACUUCGGAGAUGCAGUGACAAGUUAAUAUGGGCGUCCAAGCAUCGGGUUCCCAGGAGGAGAAUCUCAAGAGGAACAGCCCCUGAACGCCCAGAUCCCUUGAACAGGCAGCGUGAAACCCGGCUGCAGCAUCAGUCCAGGUGGGACCAGCUGAGCGCCGCGACCGGUCCUCUGCUCCAUCCCGCACCCCGAAGGCGCGCUCGCGGGUUUGUUGCGAGCUUCCCGACCCGGGGAUUUUUUUUUUCCCCCUCCGCUGGUGGUGGGCGCCUCGCGGGCCGAGGCCCGGCGCCUGCUCUGCUACCCGCGCUGCCUUUAGCGGUUGCCUCCGCCGCCGCUGCCAGGGACGUGCUGGGAAAGCCGAAGCCCCGGGAGAAGAUGCCGGCCAUCCUGGUCGCCUCCAAAAUGAAGUCGGGACUGCCCAAACCCGUGCACAGCGCCGCGCCCAUCCUGCACGUGCCCCCAGCCCGGGCCGGCCCCCAGCCCUGCUACCUUAAGUUGGGAAGCAAGGUGGAGGUGAGCAAGACCACCUACCCUAGCCAGAUCCCCCUGAAAUCCCAGGCGCUGCAGGAGCCGGCGGGGGAGGGGCUCCCGCUGCGGAAGAGCGGCUCGGUGGAAAACGGGUUCGAUACCCAGAUCUAUACGGACUGGGCCAAUCAUUAUUUAGCCAAAUCGGGCCACAAACGUCUCAUCAAGGACCUCCAGCAAGAUGUGACGGACGGCGUCCUCCUGGCUCAGAUUAUCCAGGUUGUGGCAAAUGAGAAGAUUGAAGACAUCAAUGGCUGUCCGAAGAACAGAUCGCAAAUGAUUGAAAACAUAGAUGCCUGCUUGAAUUUCCUGGCAGCUAAGGGAAUAAACAUCCAGGGGCUGUCUGCAGAAGAAAUCAGGAAUGGCAACCUCAAGGCCAUCCUAGGCCUCUUCUUCAGCCUCUCCCGCUACAAGCAGCAGCAGCAGCAGCCCCAGAAGCAGCACCUCUCCGCGCCGCCACCGCCCGCCGUGGCCCAGGUGGCCGGGGCCCCCUCCCAGGGCCAGGCUGGCACUCCUCAGCAUCAGGUGCCAGCCACCCCCCAAGCCCUGGGCCAGCCUCUCCAGCCGGCGCCACAUCAGCAGUCAAAAGCACAAGCUGAAAUGCAGUCCAGUGCAUCAUCCAAGGACUCCUCUCAAAGCAAAAUCAUCCACUUCACUCUGGGUCAGAAAAAGAUUUCUAGGCUUCCAGGUCCUACCGCAAGGGUAUCCGCUGCAGGCAGCGAAGCCAAAACACGUGGAGGGUCAGCCACUGCUAACAACCGACGCAGCCAGAGCUUUAACAACUAUGACAAGUCCAAACCGGUCACCUCCCCACUUCCACCACCACCACCAAGCAGCCACGAGAAAGAGCCAUUGGCGAGCCCAGCCUCCUCCCACCCCGGAAUGAGCGAAAAUGCGCCCACUCCUCUGGAGAGCGGCAGCAGCUCCAGCCCUGCUAACAGCAGCGCCUCGUCGGCCAUCCCGCAGCCCGGCGCUGCCUCCAAGCCCUGGCGCAGUAAGUCAGUCAGCGUGAAGCACAGCGCUACGUCGUCCAUGCUCUCGGUCAAGCAGCCCGUGCCCGAGACCCCCAGGCCCUCCCCUGAAGCCAUGAAGCCGGCCCCCAACAAUCAGAAGUCUAUGCUGGAAAAGCUCAAGCUUUUCAAUAGCAAAGGGGCUUCCAAGGCAGGCGAGGGCCUGGGGUCGCGGGACACGAGCUGCGAGCGGCUCGAGAUUCUGCCCAGCUUUGAAGAGGGCGAAGAGAUGGAGGCCACUGGUCGCUCGCUGUCCACGGCGGGUCCCGCUUCCAACAGCCCCAAGAUCGCGCUCAAGGGCAUCGCCCAGAGAACUUUCAGCCGGGCGCUGACCAACAAGAAGAGUUCCCCGAAAGGCAAUGAGAAAGAAAAGGAGAAACAACAGCGAGAGAAGGAAAAGGAGAAGAGCAAGGACCUCGCCAAGAGAGCCUCUGUGACAGAAAGGCCGGACCUCAAAGAGGGGCCGAAAGAAGACCCCAGUGGGGCAGUGGUGACCGAGAUGCCAAAAAAGUCCUCCAAGAUCGCCAGCUUCAUCCCCAAAGGGGGAAAGCUCAACAGUGCCAAGAAGGAGGCAGCCCCUUCCCACAGUGGGAUACCAAAACCAGGAAUGAAGAGCAUGCCCGGGAAAUCCCCAAGUGCCCCUGCCCCUUCCAAGGAGGUGGAGCGGAGCCGGGGUGGGAAGCCGAGCUCGGGGCUCCCCCAGCAGAAGCCCCAGCUGGACGGCAGACACUCCAGUUCCUCUUCCAGCCUGGCGUCCUCAGAAGGAAAAGGCCCUGGAGGGACCACCUUGAACCACAGCAUCAGUAGCCAGACCGUCAGCGGGUCCGUCGGGACCACCCAGACCACAGGAAGCAAUACCGUCAGUGUCCAGCUACCUCAGCCCCAGCAGCAAUACAGCCACCCCAACACUGCCACCGUCGCGCCUUUCCUGUACAGGUCCCAGACAGACACCGAAGGGAAUGUGACUGCUGAAUCCAGCUCCACGGGUGUGAGCAUGGAGCCCAGCCACUACACCAAGAGUGGACAGCCUGCUCUGGAAGAACUCACUGGAGAAGACCCUGAGGCUCGGCGACUGCGGACCGUGAAGAACAUCGCCGACCUGCGGCAGAAUCUGGAGGAGACCAUGUCUAGUUUACGGGGGACUCAGGUCACACACAGCACAUUGGAAACCACAUUUGACACCAACGUCACCACGGAGAUAAGCGGCCGCAGCAUCCUCAGCUUGACCGGCAGACCCACUCCCCUGUCCUGGAGACUCGGCCAGUCCAGCCCUCGGCUCCAAGCAGGAGACGCCCCCUCCAUGGGCAACGGGUACCCACCUCGAGCCAAUGCCAGCCGGUUCAUCAACACCGAGUCGGGCCGCUACAUGUACUCCGCGCCUCUGAGGAGGCAGCUGGCCUCCAGGGGAAGCAGCGUGUGCCACGUGGACGUCUCAGACAAGGCAGGAGACGAGAUAGACCUGGAAGGCAUCAGCAUGGACGCCCCCGGCUACAUGAGUGAUGGGGAUGUUCUGAGCAAGAACAUCCGGACGGAUGACAUCACCAGCGGGUACAUGACCGAUGGUGGACUUGGCCUCUACACUCGUCGCCUGAACCGGCUCCCCGAUGGGAUGGCUGUGGUGCGGGAGACCCUGCAAAGAAAUACCUCCCUGGGCCUUGGUGAUGCUGACAGCUGGGAUGACAGCAGCUCGGUCAGCAGCGGGAUCAGCGACACCAUAGACAACCUCAGCACCGAUGACAUCAACACCAGCUCCUCCAUCAGUUCCUACGCCAACACACCUGCCUCCUCUCGCAAAAACCUGGAUGUGCAGACUGACGCCGAGAAGCAUUCACAGGUGGAGAGGGGUUCCCUGUGGUCAGGCGAUGAUGUCAAGAAGUCAGACGGAGGCUCAGACAGUGGCAUAAAGAUGGAGCCCGGAUCUAAGUGGAGGCGGAAUCCCUCGGACGUGUCUGAUGAGUCGGACAAAAGCACGUCGGGCAAGAAGAAUUCGGUCAUCUCCCAGACGGGCUCAUGGCGGCGAGGCAUGACUGCGCAGGUGGGCGUCACCAUGCCGAGGACGAAGGCGGCUGCCCCAGCAGGCACACUCAAGACCCCAGGAACUGGAAAAACAGAUGAUGCAAAGGUGUCUGAGAGGGGAAGGCUGUCUCCCAAAGGCUCCCAAGUGAAGCGCUCCCCAUCAGACGCAGGCCGCAGCAGUGGUGAUGAGUCCAAAAAGCCCCUCUCCAGCAGUUCCAGGACCCCCACUGUCAACGCCAACAGUUUUGGGUUCAAGAAGCAGAGCGGCUCGGCCGCUGGGCUGGCCAUGAUCACAGCCAGCGGGGCUACUGUCACCAGCAGGUCAGCCACGCUGGGCAAGAUCCCCAAGUCGUCUGCACUCGUCAGUCGGUCCACUGGCCGGAAGACGAGCAUGGACGGGGCUCAGAACCAGGACGAUGGGUAUCUGGCUCUCAGCUCCCGGACCAACUUGCAGUACCGGAGUUUGCCAAGGCCCAGUAAGUCCACCAGCCGCAACGGGGCUGGGAACAGGUCUAGCACCAGCAGCAUCGAUUCCAACAUCAGCAGUAAGUCUGCGGGCCUGCCGGUGCCCAAGCUGAGGGAGCCUUCCAAAAUGGCCCUGGGCAGCUCUCUGCCCGGUCUGGUCAACCAGACGGAUAAGGAGAAAGGCAUCUCGUCUGACAACGAGAGUGUGGCUUCCUGUAACUCGGUGAAGGUGAACCCAGCGGCCCAGCCUAUGUCCAGUGCGGCUCAGGCUACACUCCAGCCAGGGGCCAAGUACCCCGACGUGGCCUCUCCCACGCUCCGCAGACUCUUUGGUGGGAAGCCUACCAAGCAAGUGCCCAUUGCCACAGCAGAAACCAUGAAAAACUCAGUGGUGAUCUCCAAUCCUCAUGCCACCUCGACCCAGCAAGGUAAUCUAGAGUCCCCCUCAGGCAGCGGCGUCCUGAGCAGCGGGAGCAGCAGUCCUCUCUACAGUAAGAACCUGGAUAUCAACCAGUCUCCUCUAGCCUCCAGUCCCAGCUCAGCCCACUCGGGCCCUUCCAACAGCCUCACCUGGGGCACCAACGCCAGCAGCUCGUCCGCCGUCAGCAAGGACGGCCUGGGCUUCCAGUCCGUCAGCAGCCUUCACACCAGCUGCGAGUCCAUUGACAUUUCCCUCAGCAGCGGAGGGGGGCUGAGUCACAAUUCCUCCACGGGCCUCAUCACCUCCAAGGACGACUCCCUGACUCCCUUUGUCCGAACCAACAGCGUGAAGACCACACUGUCGGAAAGCCCUCUCUCUUCCCCUGCUGCUAGCCCUAAGUUCUGCAGAAGUACUCUGCCCAGGAAACAGGACAGUGACCCGCACCUUGAUAGGAACACUUUGCCUAAAAAAGGACUCAGGUAUACUCCCACUUCCCAGCUUCGCACCCAAGAAGACGCAAAAGAAUGGUUACGGUCCCACUCUGCAGGAGGCCUGCAGGACCCCGCUGCCAAUUCCCCAUUUUCCUCUGGUUCCAGUGUAACGUCUCCCUCCGGAACAAGAUUCAACUUCUCCCAGCUUGCGAGUCCCACCACGGUUACCCAGAUGAGCUUGUCCAACCCAACCAUGCUGAGGACCCACAGCCUCUCCAAUGCCGAUGGGCAGUACGACCCGUACACCGAUAGCCGAUUCCGGAAUAGCUCCAUGUCCCUGGAUGAGAAGAGCCGAACCAUGAGCCGCUCGGGCUCCUUCCGGGAUGGAUUUGAAGAAGUUCAUGGAUCCUCGCUCUCCUUGGUUUCCAGCACGUCAUCAAUUUAUUCUACGCCAGAAGAAAAGUGCCAGUCAGAGAUUCGCAAACUGCGGCGGGAGCUGGAUGCCUCACAGGAAAAGGUUUCAGCUUUGACCACCCAGCUGACCGCAAACGCUCACCUGGUGGCAGCCUUUGAACAGAGUCUUGGAAACAUGACGAUCAGGCUCCAGAGUUUGACCAUGACAGCUGAGCAAAAGGAUUCAGAACUGAAUGAGUUAAGGAAAACCAUCGAGCUGCUGAAGAAACAGAACGCAGCCGCCCAGGCUGCCAUUAAUGGGGUCAUUAACACACCGGAGCUCAACUGCAAAGGAAACGGUACCUCGCAGUCCGCAGACCUCCGUAUCCGCAGACAGCACUCCUCUGACAGUGUCUCCAGCAUCAACAGUGCCACCAGCCACUCCAGCGUGGGCAGCAACAUAGAGAGUGAUUCCAAGAAAAAGAAGAGGAAGAAUUGGGUCAAUGAGUUACGCAGCUCCUUCAAGCAAGCCUUCGGGAAGAAGAAGUCCCCCAAGUCUGCGUCCUCUCACUCAGACAUCGAGGAGAUGACAGAUUCUUCCUUGCCUUCCUCACCAAAGUUACCACACAACGGUUCCACGGGUUCCACGCCGCUGCUGAGGGGCUCUCACUCCAACUCCCUAAUUUCAGAGUGCAUUGAUAGUGAAGCCGAGACGGUCAUGCAGCUCCGAAAUGAGCUGAGAGACAAGGAGAUGAAGCUGACAGACAUCCGCCUAGAAGCCCUCAGCUCCGCACACCAGCUGGACCAGCUCCGGGAGGCCAUGAACAGGAUGCAGAGUGAGAUAGAGAAGCUGAAAGCUGAGAACGACCGGCUGAAGUCCGAGUCUCAAGGCAGUGGCUGCAGCCGGGCACCCUCCCAGGUGUCCCUCUCGGCCUCCCCGAGGCAGUCCAUGGGCCUCUCCCAACACAGCCUGAACCUCACGGAGUCAACCAGCCUGGACAUGUUGCUGGAUGACACUGGUGAAUGCUCGGCUCGGAAGGAAGGAGGCAGGCAUGUUAAGAUAGUUGUCAGCUUUCAGGAGGAAAUGAAGUGGAAGGAGGAUUCCAGACCACACCUCUUUCUUAUUGGCUGCAUUGGAGUUAGUGGCAAGACGAAGUGGGAUGUGCUCGAUGGGGUGGUUAGACGACUGUUCAAAGAAUACAUCAUCCACGUCGACCCCGUGAGUCAGCUGGGGCUGAAUUCAGAUAGUGUUCUGGGCUACAGCAUUGGGGAAAUCAAGCGCAGCGACACCUCUGAGACCCCCGAGCUGCUUCCCUGUGGCUAUCUGGUCGGCGAGAACACCACCAUCUCUGUGACCGUCAAAGGGCUCGCCGAGAACAGCCUGGACUCGCUGGUGUUCGAGUCCCUGAUCCCCAAGCCCAUCCUGCAGCGCUACGUGUCCCUGCUGGUGGAGCACCGGCGGAUCAUCCUCUCCGGCCCCAGCGGCACCGGGAAAACCUACUUGGCCAACCGGCUGUCCGAGUACUUGGUGCUGCGGGAGGGACGGGAGCUGACGGAUGGUGUCAUUGCCACCUUCAACGUGGACCACAAGUCCAGCAAGGAAUUGCGCCAGUACCUGUCCAACCUUGCUGACCAGUGCACCAGCGAGAACGACGCUGUGGACACGCCCCUCGUCAUCAUCCUGGACAACCUGCAUCACGUCAGCUCCCUGGGCGAGAUCUUCAACGGGCUGCUCAACUGCAAGGACCAUAAAUGCCCCUACAUAAUCGGCACAAUGAGCCAGGCUACCUCCUCUACUCCCAAUCUGCAGCUUCAUCACAACUUCAGGUGGGUGCUUUGUGCCAACCACACAGAGCCCGUGAAGGGCUUCCUAGGCCGGUUCCUGAGGCGGAAGCUCAUGGAAACGGAGAUCAGUGGGCGGGUGCGGAAUGUGGAGCUGGUAAAAAUCAUCGACUGGAUUCCCAAGGUCUGGCAUCACCUCAACCGCUUCCUGGAGGCUCACAGCUCCUCAGACGUCACCAUAGGCCCGCGGCUCUUCCUGUCAUGCCCCAUCGAUGUGGAUGGCUCCAGGGUGUGGUUCACUGACUUGUGGAACUACUCGAUUAUCCCCUAUCUCCUGGAAGCCGUCAGAGAGGGACUCCAGCUCUAUGGAAGGCGGGCUCCCUGGGAGGAUCCCGCCAAGUGGGUGAUGGACACCUACCCCUGGGCAGCCAGCCCACAGCAGCACGAGUGGCCUCCCCUGCUGCAGCUCCGGCCUGAGGAUGUCGGCUUCGACGGCUACUCCGUGCCUCGGGAAGGGUCUGCGAGCAAGCAGAUGCCCCCCAGCGACGCCGAAGGAGACCCACUGAUAAACAUGCUGAUGAGGCUGCAGGAGGCGGCCAGCUGCUCCAGCCCCCAGAGCUACGACAGCGACUCCAACAGCAACAGCCAUCACGACGAUAUCCUGGACUCAUCCCUUGAGUCUACUCUGUGACGGGCCAGCCGCGGAGCCUGCCCGCCUCCCGCCUCUGCCCUGCUCCGCCUGCGUCCCCUGCACCAUCCCGAAGAUGCCCUCCUGAGCCAGCCCCGGGGCCGCGUGAGAGCUGCAGGGAUACCCAGACCCCUCCUCCUCCAGCCUCCACCUGGGUGCGGGCCUCCCAGGCCAGCCGCCUUGGCGCCCCUUCCUUCCACAGUGAGACCUGCACUAUCUUCUUGUUUCUUUUCAUGAUCGUUUGCCUUGUUGCUGUGACCUCCCUAAGACACUGACGUUACUUCUCGGGAAAGGAUCGUCACCGUUGAAAUGAAAAGGUUAUAAAGAAAACAAACAAAAAAACCAAGAGCCCGCUUGGAAGCUCUGAAACCGAACCGCGUCCUGCCGCGACCUACCCGGAGCGGAAGAGACUGGAGCCGAGCUGGAGAUGCGGGCAGCACAGCUUGCCCUCAGCACAGACCCUCCAGGCCGGGUCCUGCCGCCAGCAGCCCCCACCUGCCUCCCCGCCCUCCCCGCAGCCGCCACGGAGAGGGCUGGUGCUAAGGAGGCGGCCGCUGCUGGGUCACGCUCGGCAGACUACAGAGCGACAGCGCAGGGAGACCUUAGGGAAACGCAAAGCGCGCUCGCUGUUUUGUGUUGCUCUUUAAAUGGUGCUCUCCUUACCCGAGAGGUAUUUUUGCCUGUUGCCGUUCGGCCGCACCUUUCAGAGCCAUCAGCCUCCAGCCGGUCCUGAGCGUGAGUGGAACGUGCGCGAACGGAUGUGGCCGCGAUGCAGACAGCAUGUGUCUACUGCCUCCUCCUAUCUCAGUGAAUCAGGUUUUUCUUUCUGCAAACACUGUGGACAGUGAGACUUGGUCUGUUUUGGAGAACUGGUUACCCCCUUGCAAAUGAGGUUGAGUUUCCCCCUUUUCUGACUCUUUGCUUUUGAAGAUUUUCCUCUGCUCCCCCUGCCCCCACCUUCGGUCAGAAUCAGUCCUUUGGUGAAAGAAAGAACCGCAGGAGUUGAGCUUCGGUUUGGUCCUGCUGAGUUCUGGUUGUUCAGUUGUCCAUCCUUACGGUUUUACACCUCGCCGUGCCCUGCUGGGCCCAGGGCUGGUCGCGUCCUUUCUGGUGGACCAGGACCCCAUCCUCCACACGCGGGUGAGCCAGGACCUUGCCUUUCCUUCUCGUCCUCGAGGCUUCAGAACGUACAUCGACACCUCAGGCGUGCCAGCCCCAACCUCAGGUGGGGUGCUGAGGUCACCUCGCACAAGACUUGCACUUUCCUCAGAACCAACGUGACAGCAAUUUCCACAAGGGGCCAGCGGCGGCUCCCUUCCAGAAGCCCCCGCCUCCGUCCGGACGAGUCUCGCCUGACCUCUUCGGUGCUGACCUUCCCAAAGCGAUGCCUUACUGGUUUUGUACUAACCGUGUUCAUUUACGAGUGUUGUGCCUGCCUGGGGUCCAUUAUUAUUUUUUUUGUUUGUUUUCCCCAUCAGAGCAAACAGGGCUAAAAAGUCAUCUACUCAUUAGGAGGACUCAAGUUGCUGUGACUUUUCUCAUCCAAAAGACUCAUUUGUGUGGAUGCGUGACCAUGGGUAAAAGAAAAAAGGAAAAAAAAAAGAUGCAUUUUUUUAGGUUCUUAUCAGUCUCCAGCUAACACUCUGCCUAGACAGUGCUGUCUGAUGCAAAAUAGGCUAAAGUUCCUACAAGUCCACAUGACAUUGCUGACACAGUCCUGCUAGCAUGUGUCUUCAACAUAUUGGUAUUUCCUUUAUAGAGAGUGCUAAAUCUGUAAAUUGUUUGUUUCUGCUUUAUAAAGAGAAUCUUUAUCGUACCCCAGUGGGGGUGUCUCUGUUAACGAUCAGGGUUUUUAUUCCACCUUUCACAUUUCUAUUUCUGAAGGUCCAUCUCUGUACAUUUUUUCUCAUUUUCUUACCACAAGAACUUGACCUGAAACUGCUCGCAUGACAUUGGACGACACCAUUUUCUUCCUCCUUAGAGGAAAAGGAGAAUGUGCCCCACUAGCUGGUGAAUGGAAAAGCUCUCCGUGCUGUCCUUGCUUUUAGCUCCAUAAACUCAGACUCUCUUGCGUGCAGCCUUCGUUAGCCAUCUGGUUGUGUGAGUGUGUCUUGUUCUGUUUUGUUUUUUCCAUAAAAAUUUAAACCAUGAAUUUAGCCUGUGACCACGGGCCACACCCUGAGCCUUCUGGUAAACCUGAAGAGUGGUCCUUCUCAAUCUGUUUCCCAACGAUGACCUUACACGCUCAUACUGUGAAUUUGGGAGGAGGUAAAAUGGACUUCUCCUUGGGGGCAGUUUUCCCAGUCACCUUGUGAGUAGACACCUGCCAAUAUUGUUUGACACUCUUUUUUUUUUUUUUUUUUUAAUUGACACCUUCCCUGUCUUCUCCCCUCUCCUACAGACUUCCCUCCCACUGGGUCCAGGCUCAGAACCGAGACCUCUGUCCCUGGUGCUGCCUGACAAGUGACCAGUGAUUUCAAGUAGUGUAGCCCUUGUGUGAUUCACAACUCCGUGUCCUUCCUAAAGUUUCGGGAAGCAGGGUUGUCUGAUAUGCACAUUUCUUAUUUCGGUCAUGUUUUCCUUUAGUGUCACUCACCCUUGACAAAGUGACUUUGUACUCAUUUAGGGCUCUGUCCGAAAUGCUUCCAUUUUGCCUUUUUCUACAGUUAGGCUAAUUUUGAAAUGUAUAAAAUUCUAUGCAACAUUUAUGUUGAGUUACCAAUGGAAGCCAAAAGUCUUCUUCCUGAACUGCCAAGAAUUAUACAGGCCAUAAAUGAGAUGGGAAUAUCUUUUAAUUUAAGUUUGGGGGUGGGGGAGGGGUGGGACAAGGAACGAGACUUGCCUAGACCUUUGUUGUGUCUUGGGGACAUUUUUUAUUUCACUGUCAAUGCUUCAUCUUCGAAAUUCUGUGUACUCAAAAUUUGAUUGUGGCGAAUCUACUUCAAAAGGAAAAAAUAAUCCAACUUUGUGGAUAUUAAAUGGAAGGUUUGCUGUUUUAAUCUCGUUGUUUCCAGUGGAGCAGUUUAUGAAAUAUGUCCUAUAAGAUGUACAUUUUUUCAUUGUAACAUAGAAAUUGUAAAUAAUCGAUUAAAGUGCUGCAUUUUGAUGAAUUUUUUCUAGCCAUUUUUAAAGAGAAAACUAGGAAUUGAGUAUUUUGUGUACGGUAUGUUUCCUUCCUCCUUCCCUCCCGCCCUCCCUAUUUAAUUUUCAUUUGUCAUGAAGUUUUUGGAUUUGCCGAUGAUCUACUGGAGAUCAUGCCCCAUGUCAUAGAGAAUAAAGCUGAUGAUUGUACCAGUCUUAAAUUAUUCAUGAUUCAAUAAAAUUGAUGCUUAUUUAUUCAGA